AAGGCGGGUGGAGGAGCAGCGAGAAGCGAAAAUGUUUGACAAAGUUGUGGUGGUUGACUGCAGGGGCCACCUGCUUGGAAGACUCGCUUCCAUCAUCGCUAAAGAGCUUCUCGGAGGUCAGCAUGUUGUUCUUACAAGAUGUGAGGAGCUCAACAUCAGCGGAAGCUUCAUCCGCAACAAGUACCUCUUCAUGUCCAUGCUCCGCAAGAAGAAGAACAGCAACCCUUCCAAGGGUCCUUACCACUUCCGAUCCCCUGCAAGGAUGGCGUGGAGGGUUAUCCGUGGUAUGAUGCAGCACAAGUCUCCUCGCUGCCAAGCUGCCCUUGACAGACUCAAGGUGUUUGAGGGCAUUCCUCCUCCCUAUGACAAGGUCAAGCGCGUGGUCAUUCCGACAGCGCUUCGCAUCCUCCGCCUGAAGCCGAAUAGGAAAUACACCAACCUCGGACGCAUGUGCUCUGAAGUCGGAUGGAAGCAUUGGGACACCAUCAAGGAGCUUGAGGAGAAACGCAAAGUCAAGGGAAAUGCAUUCUGGGCGAAGAAGAAGGAAGCAAUUCAGAUGAGAACUAAGGCCAUGAAGCAAGCAGCACAGGAUCCUAAGGUCAAGAAAGUUCAGAAAAUUCUUGACAUGGUAGAGAACCCUUCAAUGGCUUAAGUUUGCUCAAUCAUGACCAUCAAGUAAAUCACAGUUCGCAA
Molecule: messenger RNA, 693 nt
Organism: Guillardia theta CCMP2712
Lineage: Eukaryota; Cryptophyceae; Pyrenomonadales; Geminigeraceae
Product: large subunit ribosomal protein L13Ae_1, cytoplasmic
Exons: 3
Coding region: 32-652 (206 amino acids)
Biological process (GO): negative regulation of translation; translation
Cellular component (GO): ribosome; cytosolic large ribosomal subunit
Molecular function (GO): mRNA binding; structural constituent of ribosome
Source: RefSeq, a predicted model, not a curated record